CGAAUAUGGAAACUCGGCUACUUUUCCAACGUGCUCACUCCUGGCCGAUGGAUUCACCGUGUAGAUGAAGUUAUCAUACCUGCGGGAUGUACAAACGCAUCAACUGGUGGCAUGAUCACAGCCCCUCCAUGGGGACCGAUGCAAGGCGGUAUGGCCGUUAACGUGUCAGGACCGUGUUUAAGGCCAACCGAUAAUAUUAAGGUCAAUUUCGAAAAUUGGCAAGUGGAUUGCAAGCGUCUGAAUCGAGUCAGAGCGCGAUGUAUUAUGCCGAUGUUUCAUAAAACUGGCAUUGUUGCUGUUCGAAUGAGUCGCGAUGGGGGUCAAAGUUUCCCGUUUUUCGGCAAAUUCUACGUU
This is a messenger RNA of Ostertagia ostertagi, 354 nucleotides long. NCBI's taxonomy places the organism in Eukaryota, Metazoa, Nematoda, Chromadorea, Rhabditida, Trichostrongylidae. The record is from the annotation of a GenBank genome assembly.